Pieris rapae (cabbage white) is the source of this 3291-nucleotide messenger RNA. RefSeq lists its product as uncharacterized. The transcript is spliced from 7 exons. The coding region runs from base 501 to 1259 and encodes 252 amino acids. The record is from RefSeq and is a predicted model, not a curated record. NCBI's taxonomy places the organism in Eukaryota, Metazoa, Arthropoda, Insecta, Lepidoptera, Pieridae.
GGAUCUGCUGACGAUAAUGGGAUUAAUGGUAAUUUGUAUUACCUAACAGUAGCAUCGGGGUGGGGUUGAGACGUCGGGAACCACUUUCAGUUUCUGCUGCUUACUUGCUUCGUAAACACGACUUACGUAACGUAUAUGUACCCGGUUUGACAGCCCGCAUUUGCAUGACAUACUUUUUAAAAUUCGAACGGUUUAUCUUAAUUGUCUAUGGUCAGAGUUUAUACAUUAUUGACUUAAUAAUAAAAAAAAUUGAAUCCGGCCAAAAAGUGAAUGUCUUUUAUUUUAAAUAAUGUGUAGAACGAAGUGCAUUAUCGUAAGUGCUCGCCAAAGUGUUGUGUUUGUUUUUUGAAGAUAUAUCAAGCUAAAGCACCAUCUGUCGAAAAGGUGGAGGGGGUGGCGAGUGCGGUGCGGGGUGCGCGGGCGGAAGGCGCGGUAUCACCGCCGCACCUGCGCGCGCGUUUGCGUCGCACCCGCCGCAUCCGCUCCGAGCACUCGAUGAUAUGCCGCCGGUACUUAGGUCAAACCCUUUGUACACAGAAGAGGAAGAACAAGAGGUAGUGAUAAUUGUGGACUCACUGGAGACGGAGUCGGUGGAGGUCGCAGAUGAACCCCGCAGCCCUCGACGAGCGCCAUCUUACUCAUCAGGUAGAAAAUGUUAUGGCAGCGGCGGAGGCAGCCAUGGACGAGUAUCACCAAGUUUACCAAAGAAUGAGGAAUAUGAAGUUGAGCCGAGACUAUCGGACUCUGAAAAGAAUGGAUCUCAAAGUACCUCCGAUUCUGAUGGCUCCCCACCAUGCACCCUCUCCAGAAGUUUGAAAGAAGAUAUCCGCUCUUGUUUGGGAGGAUGCCGAUGGGAGAAAGAUGUGGGCCAAGUGGUAGAAGCAGCUGUGCGUGGGUCGGGCGGUGUGAGUGCUGCAAGGGCGCGGCUUCACGCUGCCCUUCUAGCCCUCCAUGACCCGCCCAGGGGCUUUAACCGGGGACCAUCGUUACCUUAUUGCGGGCCUGGCGUACGACCUGGUGAUGUCACCAUGAUGCCUAAAUCUACAGGCAUGUCCUUACUGGCAGCCAGCGCACUUUUCACUCUAGAUGGUGCGAAGGGUGAAGAGCUAUCGAGACGCCUUGCUCGCAGGCAUAAGCAGCGCAGACGAUGCCGCCUUGCUCUGGCGUUGAUUGCGUUGCUGCUGCUCCUUGCCGCUGUUGCUGCAGUGGAAUUGCUCAUGUCGAGGGGGCAGAGGUUAUUUGGAGCUGUUUUACGUUGACAAUGUUAUAUGCAGGCCAAGAACAAGGAUUUCGUAACAAAAACAAAUGGUUUUGAUUGAUGUGAUGGUAUUGAACAUUUAAUUAAUAAUUCUUUGUCUCAAUGCCUUCAAAUCAAUUAAGUAUUAUCUAAUUUAAUAGACGCAAUGAUAUUCCUUAUAAAAUCACCUCUGUGCUUUCUCUAAUCAAUGUACCAUGUCCAGAAUCCACUUCACAAGAAGUAUUACCUGUUAAGAUAGACAUUUUGGAAAAUAAAUACUUAAAGACAUUUUUUUUACUUUGCUAAAUAGCGAGGAGUUGAAAUCGGGGAGUCUUUCCUGGGAGAUACGACCUGAAAUUGUUUAAAAACAUAUACGUCUCUCUCAAAGGCCGGCUUAGCCACUUGAAUAAGUGUCCAUGUUGCGAUGACUGCCCUUUUUGGACGUUCCGUAAGCUCGAGAUGGAGAAACAAAUUCAUCAACAUAGGAAUUUGCUUUGUCGUUAGUUGAAGAAUAUAUCUUUUAAUCUGCACUUUGUUAUUGAAUACCAAUUUCACCAUGAAUUAGUCUGCUGAGUUUUGAUGUAUAGAAAAAAUAUUAGAUUGUAAGAAAAGUGUUAUAUGUUUAAGAUUGUAUGGCUAUUUGGUUUGAUUCUGUCCGAUUUUCAUCAAACUAUUUGUUAAAAGUAUCUUAAUGUUAAUCCGAAAUAUAUUUUUAUAGAUAGAUAGAAUUCAGAAUACUCAAUUAGUGGUCCAGGUCCACCUAAGUCCUGGAAUCACCUCGGUCAUGACCCAUAUGACCCCCCUGGAUCCGCUGUUGGUAGUGUUCUAGGUGAUUUUAAAAGUUUCCACGAGUAAUUGGUGUCGGCAUUUUGUUUGUAGAUGUUGGUGAUUUUCGUAUGUAAUUAAACAAUUGACAAAUAUUUGAGGAAUAUAAUCUGAGUUCCUUCUAAUGUGAUUUGUGAUAAAUUAGUAUUAAGCAUUCGAAUUAUUAGCUUAAGAUUAAAAAAAACAAUUGUUUCCCAUAAAACAAUGUAAAAUUAUAGUAUAAAGGAAUGGUGAAAAAAAUAGUAUAAAUGUAAAAAUCUUUGGAAAUCUGGUAAGGAGUUUGAGUAUUUAAAAUGUGAUAAUUGUAUUUAAUAUAUGUUUAGAUGAUAUUAUCAAUCCGAAUUAUUUGUUAGUAUAAUAGUAUUAUGUUUAAGAUUUAGAUUUUACACCCAGUUGGGAUAAUUAGAGUAAUUUAUAUUUUGGUGUUACUCGUGAACCACAAACUAUGUUGAAACCACACAAAAUCCUUGGAAAUAGUUAAUUUUAUCGCGAACAGACACCGAUAAUAAUUUUAUAUUCUGUAUUGAUGUACAGAUACCGGCAAACAUCUUGAGCAUUGAACAAGAGACUGCGGGUAGUUUGCGCAUCGUAUCACAGCGCGAGACACAAACGUCACAUUUGCCGGUAUCUAUAAAUAAUUUAAGAAAUUUCAUCAGCUUCAGAUUUCGUCAGUUGCUGAUAGUAUAGGUCAACUGUGUGUUUAUAUAUUUGUUUAGAAUAUACACCUAAUGACAGUGAAACAUUUGUGUAUAUUUUAUUUUUGUAUUCCUGGCGUCACAAAGGGCCUACCAUGGUUAUAACAGCAAGACUGAUGAAAUUACUGAAUGUUUCAUGUGUGAGAACGAAAGGUAAUAAACAAUCUUAUUGAAGUAGUCCUGGAGGCCAUGAAGAUGUAAUCCAAUUCUUUACAUAGGUAGUAAAUUAUUAUUUCAAUUACGUAAUAAAAUAAAUAAAUCAAUGGCGCUACAUUGGCCUCAGAUUUCUCAACCCGUUUCAUGAUCCAUCUAUCUAUCAUCUCUGCCUCACGAUGUUUUCCUUCACUGUUCGAGCGAAAGCAUUGGUGCACAGCCGGAGAUCGAACCUACCGCCUCAGAGUCGCAUGUUGAAGCUUUUUUAAUAACAUUAUAUAUAUGUUAAAUAUAAUUCUUGUUGUUUAUAUGUACGGAGGUUUUUAUCAUCACAAUAAAUCUUUUAAGGUGAUAAUGAAGGAAUUAGUUUUAAUUUUAAAA